GGUCAGAAUCCAGAAGAAUGAAGAAGAUGUUUCUAUUAUUGUUUUUCAUAAUCUCUUCUAUUUCAACAACUCAGCUUCAAGGACAGUUUGACGAUGGGACUGCUAAAAAUUUAGGAGAACCUAACACUAUGGAAAAAGAACCAGGGAAUAUCUCUGACCACCAACCAAUCUGUUCACAUGACAUCCAUGCUGUUCUGAGACAGAUGAGUGCCUCUCUUGCAGGACUGAAAGUGGGCAUGGGCUUCUUACAGAGGGACAAUGAAGCCCAAGCAACAAAGACAAGAGAACUGGAGCAACAGUACCAAGGUCAGUCAGCUAAGAUCCAAGAAUUGGAACAACAAAAGUCUGAGCUGCAACAACAAUAUCAAGUACAAGCUGCCAAGAUAAAAGAGUUGGAGUUGCAAAUGAUAGAGAUGGACAAGCUUAAGCUGCAAUUUGAAGCACAAGGAAAUGAACUGAUGGAAAUUAAAAGCAGAACAAACAUCACACAAAAAAAAGUGGAGUUUCUUAACAGAGAAAGAGAAGUGCAACGAGUGGCAUUCUCAGCAUCUUUGAUGGCCUCAGGGGGAGGAGACAUUGGCCCUUUUAAUGCAUACACUUCUCUGAUUUUCAAAAAUGUUGUUUCAAAUAUUGGAAACGCCUAUAACCCAAAUACAGGUUUUUUUACAGCUCCAGUGAGAGGUGCCUACCACUUUAAUUACCACAUUUAUGGACAUGGACAUUCUUCACAUGGUUCCGGAGCAGUGCUGGUCAAGAAUGGAGAGUACAUUUUCAUGGCAUAUGAACAUCAAACUACACUCGGUGCCAACUCUGCGAACAGCGUCACUUUGCUCUUAGAGGCUGGAGACGUAGUGUAUUUGCUUCAGAGGGCUCACACAAGGAUUUUUGAUGAUCAGCUGCACUAUACCACCUUCAGCGGGCUUCUGCUUUUCCCCUUGUGCAAUGAUAAAUGUUAAACAUUUUAUUAUAUAUUUUAUACCCCGCCUCUUGCCCUUAGAGGGCUGGAGAUAAGCACCAUUUUAUACAUAAUAUACAUUUCCAAAUAUUUAGUGUCAUAGUAAGGGGUCAAUAUUGUACUCUUUAUUGUAAGUCAUGUACAGUAUGUAACAACAUAAAGAGUACAUUACUUAUAAGGCUCCAGAAAUGAAUUCUCCUUCAUUAAAGAAUCAGGGUUUUAAAUAUGAUUGAUUUAAAAUAAAAUUUGACAGAUUUUUGACUCACUUUUUUUUUAUUUUUACAUAAGUUGUCUUUUAUGAAAAAGCCGCCGUAUCUUGAUCACCAUGUAUCAGGUUCAUUUCAUAUUAGAUAUUUUAGUUAAAACAUGAGGGGAAGUUGAGCAAUAAUAUUUGACACAUUCUAUAGAUUAAUUCCAAGCUACAUAUGAAAACAAGACAUUUCUUACUCUAGAUU
Cyprinodon tularosa is the source of this 1410-nucleotide messenger RNA. RefSeq lists its product as uncharacterized. NCBI's taxonomy places the organism in Eukaryota, Metazoa, Chordata, Actinopteri, Cyprinodontiformes, Cyprinodontidae. The coding region runs from base 18 to 956 and encodes 312 amino acids. Gene Ontology annotation, molecular function: protein binding. The transcript has 7 exons. The record is from RefSeq and is a predicted model, not a curated record.